GAAGAAAACGAAAUGCAAGAAACAAAGAACAAGAACGCGUUUUCACAAAGAACAAUCACUGUUGAGUCUUCAUAGUCUCUCUCCUCACAAAACUCUCUCUCUCUCUCUACCCAUCUUUACAAUCACCACAAAAAUUAGGGCUUGGGUUUGGGGGUUUUGAGCAAACCAAGCUCUAUAAGACUGAUUCAAACACUCAAAAAACUUGCAAAGAUUCAAUCUUUUUUUAAAUUUUCUUGGACCCUUUAAGGGUUUCAAUAAUGGGUCGUUACAAAUGUUACAGUUCUCACAAGCCCUUCAAGUUCUUGAUUUUCUUUUGGGUUUUUGCCUCUGUUUAUGGGUCGGACCUUUUUGGACCCGAUUCGGAUAAAUCGGCUUUGUUGGAGAUGAAAGCCUCUGUUUCUGACCCUACUGGAAUGCUCUCCAGCUGGAAAUCUACAAGUGCUAAUCACUGUUCUUGGUAUGGUGUCAGCUGUGAUGCAAAUUCCAGGGUUUUGGCUCUCAAUGUUAGUGGCGGUGGAGGUAAUUCUGGUUCUUUUUCUUGUGCUAAAUAUGCUCAUUUUUCUAUAUAUGGUUUUGGAAUUAGAAGGGUUUGUAGCGGUAGUGGUGUUGUGUUAAGUGGUAAGAUUUCACCUGCUGUUGCUAAGUUGAGCGAGCUUAAGGUUUUGUCAUUGCCUUUUAAUGGGUUAAGUGGUGAAAUUCCUGUGGAAAUUUGGGGGAUGGAGAAGCUUGAAGUUCUUGAUCUCGAGGGGAAUUCUGUUGGCGGUUUGUUGCCUAGCGAGUUUAAAGGGUUGAGGAAUUUAAGGGUUCUUAAUUUGGCGUUUAAUGAGAUUGGAGGGGGAAUUCCAAGUUCUUUGUCGGAUUGUGGGGGCUUACAAGUGUUGAAUUUGGCAGGGAAUCAGAUGAAUGGGACAAUUCCGGUGUUUUUGGGGAAAUUUGGGGAUUUAAGGGGGGUUUAUUUGUCCUUUAAUGGACUUAAUGGGAAGAUUCCUCAAGAGAUUGGGGAUAAUUGUCGUAAGCUUGAGCAUUUGGAGCUUGCGGGUAAUUAUCUUGUCGGAGGAAUACCUAGCAGUUUAGGUAAUUGUAGCAUGCUGCAGUCACUUUUGUUAUAUUCGAAUAUUCUAGAAGAGGUAAUUCCUAUGGAACUUGGACAGCUAAAUAAGCUUCAAGUAUUGGAUGUUUCAAGGAACAGUUUGAGUGGAAUGAUACCCUCUGAACUUGGUAAGUGUUCAGAGUUAUCGAUUGUAGUAUUUUCAAACUGGUGGGAUCCUCUUAGUGGCGGUGUCGAGUCAGAUUCUGAUCUUUUGUCGACUUCUGGUCAUGAAGAAUUUAACUUUUUUCAAGGCACGAUUCCGACAGAAAUCAUUACUCUUCCAAAGCUCAGGGUAUUAUGGGCACCAAGGGCCACUUUGGAAGGAAAACUUCCGACUAAUUGGGGUAAUUGCGACAGCCUGGAAAUGGUGAAUUUGGCUGAAAAUUAUUUCAUGGGAGAAAUUCCCAUGGGUCUAUCCAGAUGCAAGAGCUUGUACUUUCUUGAUUUGAGUUCAAAUAGGCUGACAGGGGGCCUUGUCGAGAGUCUUCAAGUUCCUUGUAUGACCCUGUUUGAUGUCAGCAGUAAUUUUCUGUCUGGUUCUAUGCCCUUGUUUAAUUCUAGUGCUUGUCCUCUUGUUCCUUCAUUAAGCCAUAAGCCUUUUGAACCCUACACCCCUUCAAGCGCAUACGUGUCAUUUUUCGAUUAUGGAGCUCGGAAUGCAACUUCAUUGCCAUUAUUUGGAGAUGUUGGUAAUCUUGCAAUCAUGCACAACUUCGGUGGCAACAACUUUACUGGGGGAUUCUCUUCGGUACCAAUUUCACAAGAGAGAUUAGGUUCACAUACUGUUUAUGCAUUUCUUGCUGGCCAAAACAAGAUGAGUGGACCAUUUCCUGGUGGAUUAUUUGGGAAGUGUGAUAUGCUAAAGGGUUUUAUUGUUAAUGUCAGUGGAAAUGGAUUAUCUGGUCAACUACCGCUAGGAAUUGGUGCAAUGUGCAGGUCUCUCAUACAUUUGGAUACAUCUAGAAAUCAGAUUGCUGGAGCAAUACCUAGUUUUGGAGGUUUGGUUUCUCUUGUUGCUCUUAAUUUGAGCUGGAAUCAUUUCCAAGGUGCUAUUCCUGCCAGUCUUGGUCAGAUAAGUAACCUCAAAUCUAUUUCUUUAGCCAGCAAUAACCUUACUGGCUCAGUACCUCCGAGCUUAUGGCAGCUGCAGUCUUUAGAAGUGCUAGAUGUUUCUUCAAACUCUCUCUCUGGGGAGAUUCCAGACAGUGUUGUGCAUUUGACCAACCUCACCACUCUGCUGCUGAACAACAAUAAAUUCUCUGGUCAGCUCCCUACUGGUUUGGCAAAUGUGGCCAGACUUUCAGUGUUCAACGUGUCCUUCAAUAACCUCUCUGGGCCAGUCCCCGUAAAUAGUAAGGUAAUUAAAUGUAAUGAUCUCCUUGGGAACCCAUUCUUGCAGCCCUGCCGAGUGUACUCUUUAUCAGGAUCAUCUUCAGAUCAACAAGGAGGGGAUUCGCAAAAUUAUGCUGCUUCCCCAUCUGUGAGUGAAAGCAGCAAAAAGAGUGGCAAUAAUGGUUUUAACUCGAUCGAGAUUGCAUCCAUAACAUCUGCAUCAGCCAUUGUGUCAGUUCUGCUUGCUCUCAUUGUCCUGUUCUUUUACACCCGAAAGUGGCAUCCGAAGUCCAGGGUGGGCGGGUCUGUCAGAAAGGAAGUUACUGUAUUUACUGAUAUAGGGGUUCCUUUGUCAUUUGAGAAUGUAGUGCGGGCCACAGGAAGUUUUAAUGCUAGUAAUUGCAUCGGGAAUGGAGGCUUUGGAGCAACCUACAAGGCUGAAAUUUCCCCAGGCGUCUUGGUGGCUAUAAAACGGCUUUCAGUUGGACGGUUUCAAGGAGUACAACAGUUUGACGCAGAAAUCAAAACACUUGGCAGAUUGCGCCAUCCCAAUCUUGUUACUCUAAUUGGAUAUCAUGCAAGUGAGACGGAGAUGUUUCUUAUAUAUAAUUACUUACCUGGCGGUAAUUUGGAGAAAUUUAUUCAGGAAAGAUCCACAAGAGCGGUAGAUUGGAGGAUACUUCACAAGAUUGCUUUGGACAUAGCACGUGCGCUAGCAUAUCUGCAUGAUCAAUGCGUGCCACGUGUUCUUCAUCGUGAUGUCAAGCCUAGUAAUAUAUUGUUGGACGAUGACUUCAAUGCUUAUUUGUCUGACUUUGGAUUAGCUAGACUCCUUGGAACAUCAGAAACCCAUGCUACUACUGGCGUUGCUGGAACUUUCGGAUAUGUUGCUCCCGAGUAUGCAAUGACUUGUCGUGUGUCUGACAAGGCUGAUGUCUAUAGUUAUGGGGUCGUGCUCCUUGAGUUAAUUUCAGACAAAAAAGCGUUAGAUCCCUCAUUUUCUUCAUAUGGCAACGGUUUCAAUAUUGUUGCUUGGGCAUGUAUGCUUUUGCGGCAAGGGCGAGCCAAAGAAUUCUUCACAGCAGGAUUAUGGGAUGCAGGUCCACAUGAUGAUCUGGUUGAAGUGUUACACCUAGCAGUGGUAUGCACUGUUGAAACUCUAUCCACAAGGCCAACUAUGAAGCAAGUUGUUCGGCGGCUGAAGCAACUACAACCGGCAUCAUGUUAGCAGGAUAGGAGCAACCAGGUGAUGACAUAGUGAUUAGUAGGAUCUAAGCACAGCCAGCAACUGUAUGUUUUAUAUAUUAAUAUAAUCAGCUGAUGGGCAUAUGUGAAGCAAUUGUGUAGGCUUUUUAUUAAUUUAUUUUUUUGGUUAAAUGAAUGUUUGAAAUGUUGAAAUAAUUAUGUAGAGUUUUAUUGUUUUAUAAUAUCAAAUUUAACUUGAUCUACA
Messenger RNA from Daucus carota subsp. sativus, 3872 nucleotides. RefSeq names its product LRR receptor-like serine/threonine-protein kinase RPK2. The transcript has a single exon. Gene Ontology annotation, biological process: protein phosphorylation. Bases 258 to 3650 code for a protein of 1130 amino acids. Lineage: Eukaryota; Viridiplantae; Streptophyta; Magnoliopsida; Apiales; Apiaceae. The record is from RefSeq and is a predicted model, not a curated record. Gene Ontology annotation, molecular function: protein kinase activity; ATP binding; protein binding.